This is a messenger RNA of Colletotrichum orchidophilum, 3669 nucleotides long. RefSeq lists its product as uncharacterized. The record is from RefSeq and is a predicted model, not a curated record. NCBI's taxonomy places the organism in Eukaryota, Fungi, Ascomycota, Sordariomycetes, Glomerellales, Glomerellaceae. Gene Ontology annotation, molecular function: RNA endonuclease activity; ATP binding; protein serine/threonine kinase activity. The coding region runs from base 1 to 3669 and encodes 1222 amino acids. The transcript is spliced from 2 exons. Gene Ontology annotation, biological process: intrinsic apoptotic signaling pathway in response to endoplasmic reticulum stress; protein phosphorylation; mRNA processing. Gene Ontology annotation, cellular component: IRE1-TRAF2-ASK1 complex.
AUGCUGCGACGGCCUCCAGGCGAAGGGACGCGCGUUGCUCGUCAGCGAACCUACCUCCUUGCUCUCGCUGUACUCGCCAUCUCAUGUCUACCCCUCGCCGAUGCUCAGCAACAGCAGAAACCUAUCGAGCCCAUCCCCCAAAUACACAGAGUCCAUCAACACCAACCCGCUGCCGGAAGCAGUCAACACGAAGCCGUUCGUGAUGUACUCCCUGACGCUGCUGCCCGCAACUGGGCCGCUACCAAUAUCAAGGCCGACAAUGCUGUCGAGUCUCCGAGGCGUCGAAACUCCGUAACCUCGAAGCAAUCCCAACCCAAUAAACAAGAACACGAACGUCGGUCCGACCCCGACAACAUACUCAUUCCUCACGAUGCGAGCGCCAUCGCAACUUUGGCUCCGGCUCAGUCCGUGCGAGCACCUCCUUCUGGACAUCGACCCAUUGCCUCCCGCGUUGGAGGUGGUGGGAUCUCUACGCAGCACCAUGCGCGGAGUCUGAAGGACUGGGAAGUAGAAGACUUCGUUCUUAUGGCGACCGUCGAUGGACACCUUUAUGCCAGUGAUCGUAAUCACGCCACUGAGCGCUGGCAUCUCGAGGUUGAUCAGUCAAUGGUCGAGACGACACAUUAUCGUCUCAACGCGUCCGAUCUGGACGAUGACUACAACCAUAUCGACCACUACAUCUGGGCCAUUGAGCCCAACCGCGAUGGAGACAUUUACUACUGGUCUCCAGCAGGCUCCACUGAGCCCAGACUAUUAUCUACCGGCCUGACCAUGAAGCAGAUGGUUGACGAGGGCGCCUCGGCCCUCGAUAAUCCCCCAAUCGUCUACACGGGCACUAAGAAGACCACCAUGAUCACACUUGAUGCCGCUACGGGCCGCGUGCUCAGGUGGUUUGGCUCCGGCGGCUCCCACGUCAACGAAGCAGAGAGCUGCUUGCGCCCAAACGCACUAUACGACCAGAACAACGAAGAGUGCCGCUCCGCCGGCACAAUUACUCUGGGCCGCACUGAGUACGAGGUCGGCAUAGCUCGCAGAGACGGUCGACCGAUCGCUACUCUCAAGUUUUUCGACUGGACUCCUAACACAAAUGACUACGACCUGCUCAACCAACACCAUCAAUCCAUUGACCAGCGCUACCAUACCACCACACAUGAUGGCAAGAUCUAUGGUGUUGAUUACGCCAAUGCUCACAAGGACAAACUGCCUAUUUUCUGCAAUGCGCAAUUUGCCUCGCCUGUAGUCAAGGUCUUUGACGUCUGCAGACCCAUGGGACUCGAACCCUUGAGCAACCCCGAUCUCAUUGUUCUUCCCCAACCUGUCCCACCAGCCAAGGAUGACAGCAACGCCCGGAUUCGAAGCCAACGCAUCUUCGUCAACCAGACCGACACGGGCAACUGGUACGCUUUGUCCGGGCGUUCUUACCCUCUCAUAUUGGACGCCCCCGUGGCCAAGACUUCGUCACCUGACUGGCUCCAGCUUGCCCAACCGUGGGGCAAGCUGAACGAGACGCAGCGGGUUGGAGCAAUGAUCGGAACCCACUACAUGGAUGGUGUCAUUAGGGGAAAGAUCUACCAACCCCCUAGUCUACCUGGACGCGCAGAAGCGUCUGAUGCAGUGGUGGACCCUGAAAACCAUCCAGUUCUGCCCACUACUGUUCCAGACGACGCUGUAGAGACGCCUACCAUCGUCAACAAAGUCAAGUCUAUCCCGCAUCACGUUUCCAACAGCGUUAUCGACUUCUUCUCCAAUCCUGUUUUGAUUGUGCUCAUUGUUUCCGUUCUGUUUUACUAUCAGAAAGAUCUACGUCGUUGGUACAAAACUAAGACGACGAAGUGGUAUAUGCGAGAUGAGGCUGCUUCCGACACAGAGGAUAUGGGUGCCGAUGCAACUCCUGAGCAAACGAUCCAUGACGAGAUCCCUCCUUCUGCGCCUGAGCAGGCGGAUGCACGUUCGGUACCACAAGAGGCUGCUGCCGACAAGCAGCUAGCGCCUGAGGGUUCAGUCCCCGCAAUUGAACCUGCCACUGAGAACGAGAGAGAAAGUGAGAAGACGCCAAUAGUUGAUCAAUUGGCCGCAGGCGUGGACAAGCAGUCUUCUGCCACCCCCCCUGAGCCCGGUACCCCUGAUGUCAAAAAGAAGAAGCCUGCUCACCGUGGCCGUCGCGGAGGCACAAAGCACCGGAAGGGAAAGAAGAGAGAGGAGAUGUCGCAGUCUCGCGACGACGAACCACCUGCUUCCGUCGAGGAAGCCGUCAACAAGGCCAAGAAGCUUGGUGUACAGGCUACUGGUUUGGAGCCCGAUGUAAUGACCAUGACAAACGACAUGCAAGCGGUAGGCGAGUCGAUCAUCAAAAUGGGCGGCAUCGAGGUCGACACCGAGAAUCAACUUGGCACGGGCAGCAAUGGCACCCUGGUCUUUGCUGGUAGAUUUGACGGGCGUGAAGUGGCUGUCAAGCGGAUGCUUAUCCAAUUCUACGAUAUUGCCUCUCAGGAGACGAAGUUGUUGCGAGAGAGUGAUGACCAUCCCAAUGUCAUUCGAUACUAUGCCCAGCAACAACGAGAUGGAUUUCUGUACAUUGCUCUCGAGCGCUGUGCAGCCUCUCUGGCAGAUGUCAUUGAGAAGCCUCACCACUUCACCCGAUUGGCUCAGGCAGGCAAGAUGGAUUUGCCUGGUGUCUUGUACCAAAUCACCAACGGCAUCCACCAUUUGCACAAUCUUCGCAUAGUCCACCGCGAUCUCAAGCCACAAAACAUCUUGGUCAAUAUGGGCAAAGACGGACGACCGCGCCUUCUCGUAUCCGAUUUCGGUCUCUGCAAAAAGCUAGAAGGUGGCCAGUCCUCCUUCGGCGCCACCACCGGUCGCGCCGCGGGAACAUCUGGUUGGCGAGCCCCUGAACUGCUACUCGACGACGAUGCCAGGGACACUGCCACUAUGGAGUCCAGCAUUCAAAGCGGAUCAGGAUCUAUACUUGUUGGUUCCGACAUGAUGUCCAACCGUCGUGCCACUCGCUCCAUUGACAUUUUUAGCUUGGGUCUGGUAUUCUUCUACGUCUUGACGAAUGGUUCACAUCCUUUCGACUGUGGCGAUCGUUACAUGAGGGAGGUGAAUAUUCGCAAAGGCAAUUACAAUUUGGCGCCUCUAGAUGCACUCGGCGACUUCGCGUAUGAGGCCAAGCAUCUUAUCAGCUUGAUGUUGAAUGCCAACCCCAAGGAGCGUCCUUCAGCUCGUGAUGUUAUGGCUCAUCCCUUCUUCUGGUCUGCCAAGAAGCGCCUUGCUUUCUUGUGCGACGUCUCGGAUCACUUUGAGAAGGAACCCAGAGACCCUCCUAGCGACCACCUUGUUCACUUGGAGAAGCACGCGCAGGCGAUCACCAAAGGCGACUUCCUGCGUCUACUGCCACGAGACUUUGUGGAUUCUUUGGGCAAGCAGCGUAAGUACACGGGGUCCAAGCUGCUUGACCUGCUGAGAGCCCUACGUAACAAGAAAAACCAUUACGAGGAUAUGCCCGAUUCAUUGAAGCGGACAGUUGGGCCUUUGCCGGAGGGUUAUUUGGCUUUCUGGACAGUAAAAUUUCCCAGAUUAUUGUUGGAUUGCUGGAACGUGGUAUGGACCGUGGAAUGGGAUAGUACUGACCGCUUCCGGGAGUACUAUGAGCCGGCUGGUCUUUGA